GCACGGAACGGCAAGUCGUAUCGUUCGAAAUCACACAUCGCUGAUCCCUCAGAAACCACUUCUCGGCCAAUAAACACGGAACACCGGCUUCUCGCGAUGGCGCGAAAAUACAGACGAACGAUCGGCUACAAAAUACUCUGUAUGAUCGUCGUCCCGACAAUGUACUUGAUUUUCGUUAAUACGUUAGCAAUGUUUCUGUCGAACAAUGCAGCAAGCGCAGCGAGUAGCGCUACGGAUACGCAACUUCGCAGAUUAUUGCAAAUUGGACCAGCCGGGGAAAAGCAAACGGACAACUGUACUCCUCCGGCGAUCAACGAGUUCCCAUCGGACGGCCUUACUCGACAACAAAGACAAUCGGGUUUUAUAGCUGUACAUUUCGUCAUAGCGAUUUACAUGUUCCUGUUGCUCGCCAUUGUUUGCGACGAUUAUUUCGUGCCAGCGAUUAAAAAAAUUUGCGAAAAGAUCAACGUGACGGAGGAUGUCGCGGGGGCAACAAUCAUGGCAACAGCCAGCUCUAGUCCAGAGCUGUUCAUCAACAUUGUAGGUACUUUUGUCACGGAAGGCGAUUUGGGAGUCGGCACGAUCGUUGGUUCUGCUGUCUUCAAUAUAUUGGCCGUCCCUGCUUGUUGCGGUUUAUUUGUAAAUCAGGUAUUAAAUCUAGAAGUAUGGCCAGUAACGCGAGACACUAUCGCGUAUGCAAUCACUGUACUUCUACUAAUUUUAACUUUACGGGACGGCCGUAUCGAAUGGUACGAGGGGAUGAUUCUCGUUUUGUCCUACGCCUUGUAUAUCUUAGUAAUGUGUUUCGAUCGAAGGAUACACCGGUUCCUCCAAUGUGCAACAAAAACAAGAAAAAAGUACAAGAAUCUUUCCGAAUCGAGCCCCCUGCUUUCCAAUGGUGAUAUCGUAAACAUGACAAAAUGGCCAGAUUCGAAGUGGGAAAGAAUUUGGUGGUUGCUCACGUGGCCUAUAAACUUUGUGCUCCUCGUCACAAUUCCUGAUUGUAGAAGAGACGCAUUGAAAUCUUGGUAUUCUCUUACAUUCAUCAUGUGUGUAAUAUGGAUAGCAACUACUUCGUACAUAGUUGGAUGGGUCAUCACUGUAAUUGGCGAUACAUUUAGAAUUCCCGAUUCCAUAAUGGGAUUAACUUUCCUCGCAGCAGGAAUGAGCGUCCCGGAGGCUGUGUCGAGUGUUAUCGUUGCAAAUCAAGGACACGGAACCAUGGGCAUAAGUAACUCCAUCGGUUCAAACGUAUUCGACGUAUUACUUUGUCUUGGAUUACCUUGGUUCCUGAAGGCAGCAUUUUUCCCAAAAGCUGGUAAUCAUUAUGUAACGAUUAACUCACAGGGAUUGGUUUACAGUUCCAUAUCGUUGUUUUCUACUCUCACUUUACUUUACUUGUCUCUUCUAAUUGGCAAGUUUAAAUUGACUCGAACUGUUGGAAUAGCCUGCCUCGUUAUGUACGUAAUUUUCUUGAUAUUUGCUUCGAUCCUCGAGCUCAAUAUAUUCUUCGUGGUUAAUCUGCCAGUAUGCGUUGACUGACAUUUGAUGCGUCUACUUUGUAAGAACUUCACGUUUUUACAAAAGGAUACGAAACUUCGAAUCCAAGCUCUUCCUCUGUUCCCUUCCGAUAGUUCGAUACGUACCGUUGAAUUGUUAAAACAAUGGAAUAUUCGUUUAACGAUGAAUAAGCCACUCUUGUCGCAAAUGAUCCAACAUUUAAUUGAUUUAGUUGAUUUGUUAUACUUUUUUGAAUAUGUACAUACAUUCUACUGUACUAUUUUGUGAUGCAUAUAUAUAUUUAUGAAUUUGUGCAAGAAUGUGUGUUGAAAUGAAUACAUGUGAAUUUAAUGAGUAUGAUGUAUGAAUGUCUAUAUGUGUCUAUUGUGAUAUGUAUGUACAUCCAUAUAUCAUUUUUUGCAAAUAGAUAUUUAUAUAGCUGUUUCAACAAUUUAGCGCAAGUAUUUUUCUAGUAAAUUUCUGAUGUGCCAUUUUGUAGUUUGUAGUUUAUCAAAGAUAUAAAUGAAAUAGAGAUGUUUAUAGUUCUUUGAUACAUGUAGUGCAAUAUAUGUCGUAGUAGAGUAUAUGACCUUUGAUAUAUGUGGUGCAUAGUAAAGCAAGUUUAAUUGAAAGCAUACAAAUGAACAAAUGUGUCAAAGAGAAAGGAAAACGUAAUGUUCUCAGUUCAAACAAAUACAUUAUUUCAUCUGCUGUGUGUAUAUUUUUCCGCUACAUUAAUCAUUGUACGAGAAUUGACUUAUUAAGAAAAUGAAAAUAUAAACUAUUUGUAGAUACUAUAUAAGGGUGUGAACUAGAAUGCUUUAAAGUUGGCCACAAUUGGUAAUUAUAAUGUUGUGAGUAGUUUUUCCACUUUGAGUGCCGUAACUUUCAACUUUUUUUACUAUAGUCAUACCAUCGACUACAGAACCAAAAACUACAUGCCUAUUAUCCAACCAACUGGUUUUUACAGUAGUUAGAAAAAACUGCGAACCAUUGCUACUUGGUCCAUUAUUUGCCAUGGACAAUAUGCCAGGUCCAGUGUGUUUCAAUUCAAAAUUCUCAUCUUCAAAUUUCUCUCCAUAAAUAGAUUUUCCUCCUGUACCAUUGUGAUUGGUGAAAUCACCACCCUGGCACAUAAAUUUAGGAAUUAUUCUGUGAAAAGUACUUCCCUUAUAUCCGUAACCUUUCUCUCCUGUACAAAGUGCACGAAAAUUUUCCGCUGUUUUUGGGACUAUAUCUGCCCGUAAUUCCAUCACGAUACGACCUAAUGGUUUAUCCUCAGCUGCUACGUCGAAAUAUACUCGUGGCAAACCCAUGGCAGAUACUUGCAAAGUAUGCUUUUACUCUUUCACUUUUACCUUUUUCUCAGCAAAUGACGUAUAAUAGAAAAUAAUAAUUAUUAUCUUAUUUGUUAUAUUACUUUGUGAUUCAAUUUAUACUAUCAAAUUAAACGAAAUCGUUCAACAAAAAUAACUAGGUUAGCUUUCUUUCCGUUUAAAAUCAUAUAUAAACAAAUUGCGAUCAACACGCCAUCUUUGUGAUUACAAUUACAGACUAAACACGAAUCACUCGUAUUUAUGAUAUGUAUUACGAGAUUAUAUUUAUCGUUUUACGUAUUUACGCUUUAUGCUUUAAUAAAUAUUACAAAUAUGAUAAGAAAUAAAAGAUAAAAAAUAAAAGAGCAAAGAAAAACAGUUUCCCUAUUUUUCUAUCUACGAUUCUGUUCUAUACGUAUGUUACUCGAAUUACGUUUUAAGGCUCAUCGAAUUUGUGACCUGAAUUUUGUUUUGAAUACAC
Molecule: messenger RNA, 3297 nt
Organism: Heterotrigona itama
Lineage: Eukaryota; Metazoa; Arthropoda; Insecta; Hymenoptera; Apidae
Source: the annotation of a GenBank genome assembly